This is a messenger RNA of Panicum virgatum (switchgrass), 1313 nucleotides long. Its product is annotated as protein SULFUR DEFICIENCY-INDUCED 1-like. Gene Ontology annotation, molecular function: protein binding. NCBI's taxonomy places the organism in Eukaryota, Viridiplantae, Streptophyta, Magnoliopsida, Poales, Poaceae. The transcript has 4 exons. Bases 147 to 1043 code for a protein of 298 amino acids. The record is from RefSeq and is a predicted model, not a curated record.
GCCCCCCUCUUUCUUCGUUACCCCCCAGAUCCCGCAAACCGCGAAAACAAAACCGCCUAACCGUGAGGCUCCGAUCGUUCUCAUCGCCCAGACGCCCACCUUCCCUCCCCUCUCGCCAAGCCGGCUUCCGUCUAGACUGCUCCGCCAUGGGUUCUUCCAAGAGGAGAGGUGGUGGCGGUGGUGUUGGCGGGGAGAAGAAGGAUCUCUUCCAUGUCGUCCACAAGGUGCCCGCCGGCGACAGCCCGUACGUCAGAGCCAAGCACCUCCAGCUUGUGGAGAAGCAGCCAGAUUUGGCGAUCGUGUGGUUCUGGAAGGCCAUCAACUCUGGCGACAGGGUGGACAGUGCCCUGAAGGACAUGGCUGUGGUGAUGAAGCAGCAGGAUCGCUCCGAGGAGGCGAUCGAGGCCAUCAGAUCCUUCAGGCAUCUCUGCUCCAAGCAGGCUCAAGAGUCCCUUGACAACCUUCUCAUAGAUCUGUAUAAGAAGUGCGGAAAAGUUGAGGAACAAAUUGAGCUACUGAAACAGAAACUGAAGAUGAUAUACCUCGGUGAGGCCUUCAACGGGAAGGCGACUAAGAAAGCACGAUCCCAUGGCAAGAAGUUCCAGGUCUCAAUCCAACAGGAGACAUCUCGUAUUCUGGGCAACCUUGGCUGGGCUUACAUGCAGCAGAACAACUAUGAAGCCGCUGAAUUGGUGUACCGCAAGGCACAAACUAUUGAGCCUGAUGCCAACAGGGCGUGCAACCUUGGGCUGUGUCUGAUUAAGCUGGGCAGGCAUGGGGAGGCAAGACAAACACUCGAGGACGUUCUGCUACACAGAAUCUAUGGUUCGGAUGAUGAAAAGGUGGUUGCCCGUGCGGAGCAGCUUCUGCACGAGCUCAACCUAUUCAACUGUGUUUCCUCGCCAUUUGAUGUUGGCCAAAGCGUCCAUGAAGAGAUCAUGGAGAGACUAGACCUUGUGAUGAACGAAUGGACACCGUUCAGGUCAAGGAGGCUGCCUGUAUUUGAGGAGAUCGCCACUUUCAGGGACCAAAUAGCUUGUUGAUAGAUUGUUCUGCAUGUUUUUUUUAAUCUUUAACGUGUUAAUGUCGCCCUAGAAGUUUUUUUGUGCACAUGUGUGCUGCAAGCCUGUGGUUGUGAGAAAUAGAGAUCAGAUAGGAUCAUAUAGCUGGGGUUGAUGCAAAGCGUUCCCUCCACGAGUAGCGUGGUUUUUCUUCAUGUUGUAAUUGUGUGGUUCAUGUUGUGAAACUGUACAUGAAGGAUGCACAAUGUCAAUGUGGUUGUUGUGAGCUGAUCGCUUCAUGACUUGUUGGAA